UUGUGGGACAUUCGAAUGCGAAUGCACAUUUACGCUACUCAUUUUAAGUAUACAUACAUAUAUAUAACUGUAAACAACAAAAUUUACCGACAAAUGUCAAAAUUAAUCUCCAUGGCAACGAAAUAAGUGUAACAUUUUUCGCCAGAAAUCAAUAUUAUAAAUAAACUAUAUAGUGUUUGAAUUGGAUUUUCUAAAAAUGAUUUUGUCACGUGUUAGCAGGGAUAACUUGGGAAAGCAAUUUACAAAACUUACAAUUCCGGAUUUUGACGAGUUGAUUAUGAAACGUGACUAUACUGGUGGCAUUGUUUAUAUACGAACAUUAUUGGAAAAAGAGGAUCAUAUUUCUGGAAAUGAUGAGCUGUCUAAACAUUGGAAAACAUUUUGCAAUUUCCAUUUGGGAAAUUAUAAAGAGGCUUUAAAUGAGUACAAAUGUAUUAAAGACAGUAAUACCUCGAGAAUAGACAGUAAUACAUUAAUGAUGAAUAUGGCGAUAUGCCAGUUUUAUUUGGGAAUGUACUUUGAAUCGCAAUCAAUUGUUGAUGACAUUCCAAAUAAUUCAUUGAAAGUCAGACUACUUUUUCAUUUGGCUCACAAAUUGAAUGAUGAAGAUCGAUUAUUGGAGCUACAUGGUUCACUGUCUUUGGACACUGUGGAAGAUCAAUUGAGUUUGGCAUCAAUGCACUAUUUGCGCGCUCACUAUCAAGAUGCGAUUGAUAUCUACAAAAAGAUUCUUUUAGACAAAAAGGAAUUCAUUGCUCUCAACAUCUCUUUGGCUCUUUGCUUUUACAAAUUAGACUUUUUCGAUCAUUCUCAAGAGGCACUUGAUUUGUAUCUGACUAAGUAUCCAGAUAGCAUUAUAGCUAUCAAUUUGAAAGCUUGCAAUCGCUUUCGACUAACAAAUGCAACAGCUGCUGAAAAUGAAUUGAAAAAUCUGAUUAGAAUUGAUGGUAUAUUCGGUACGGAUUUGAUUAUGCACAACUUGGUUGUGUUCAGAAAUGGAGAAGGGGCGUUACAAAUCUUACCAAAACUUAUUGAUGUAAUAAGUGAAGCGCGUCUAAAUCUCACUAUUUAUUAUUUGAGAUCUGGUGAUGUAGACAAAGCGCAAGAUUUAAUGGGCAAGAUAUUGAAACCAUCUGUUCCAUCAGAAUAUAUAUUGAAAGGAGUUAUUCACACCCUAUUGGCGCAAAAGCUGGAUUCGCGGGAACAUCUUAAGAAUGCUGGGCAAUAUUUUCAGUUAGUAGGAGGAAGUGCAACUGAGUGUGACACAAUUGGUGGUCGUCAAUGUAUGGCCUCCGCAUUCUUUCUUUAUGGACAAUUUGAGGAGGUUCUUGUGUAUUUAAAUUCUAUUCGUAGUUUUUUCGUCAACGAUGAUGUAUUCAAUUACAAUUAUGCGCAGGCAAAAGCUGCCACUGGCAACUACAAAGAAGCCAUUGAUUUAUUCAAUCAAAUCACUGACCCCUUCAUCAUACAACAGUCAUCUUUUAGUAUGGUCCUGUGCAAGUGUUACAUCUUAUGUGGCAAUUCUGAAGAGGCUUGGACUCUUUAUAUGUCAAGAAACUCUAGAAACAUAAUGAUGCUACAAUUGAUUGCAAUAGAAUGUUAUCGCAUUGGUCAAUAUUGGGUAGCUGCAAAAGCAUUUGAUAUGCUGGAAAAAUUAUCGAGUGAUCCAAAUCCGGAAUACUAUGAAGGAAAGCGUGGUGCAUGUAUUGGCGCAUUAUAUUCCAUAAUUACAAGUCGAGCGACUGGUUCUCCACCGAAUGGAUUGAUGGAUAUCUGUGAUCUGUUACGUGAAUCAAAUAAUCCGCAAGCUGACACCAUAGUUAAAAUCAUUCGCCGAUUUUCUAGCAACCUUAGUUAAAUAAUUUCUUAAUAAAAUAUUCGAAAAAAUCGUUUUUAUGAUGAACAAUCAACGUUCAACAAUUUUAUUUUAUUAGAUAGAUAAAUCGGAGCGAAAAAUUUUCAGGCAGACAACUUGCAUUUAACCCUUACGACUGCAACCAGUUCAUCUAUUUUUCUAAUUUGAUACUUUGUGUAACAUUUGACAAAAAUGUGUUACAAAUCAAAA
Molecule: messenger RNA, 2065 nt
Organism: Contarinia nasturtii (swede midge)
Lineage: Eukaryota; Metazoa; Arthropoda; Insecta; Diptera; Cecidomyiidae
Gene: Ttc26
Product: intraflagellar transport protein 56
Exons: 12
Coding region: 197-1858 (553 amino acids)
Biological process (GO): intraciliary anterograde transport; intraciliary transport involved in cilium assembly
Cellular component (GO): intraciliary transport particle B; ciliary basal body; ciliary base
Molecular function (GO): intraciliary transport particle B binding; protein binding
Source: RefSeq, a predicted model, not a curated record